Molecule: messenger RNA, 2253 nt
Organism: Salvia miltiorrhiza (redroot sage)
Lineage: Eukaryota; Viridiplantae; Streptophyta; Magnoliopsida; Lamiales; Lamiaceae
Product: pentatricopeptide repeat-containing protein At5g39350
Exons: 1
Coding region: 59-2089 (676 amino acids)
Biological process (GO): RNA modification
Molecular function (GO): protein binding; RNA binding
Source: RefSeq, a predicted model, not a curated record
ACAAAACUAUAUACUUGUGUUAGUUGUAACUGAAAUUUAAAGGCAUGUAAUAACAUUAAUGGGUAUCCAGUUGAUGAAUGGCCAAUCCCCUCCUCUGUCUCGCACGCUAAAGCACCUAUUUUCCGCCAACGCGCCGCAAUGCGAGUCCCUAUUGCACCGCUGCGCCACCGCCGCCGCCAAAUCCCUGCCCACCACCAAGAAGCUGCACGCCCACAUCACCACCUCCGGCCUCCUCUCCACACAUUUCCUCUCCCUACUCACCGCCGCAUACGCCCUCUGCGGCGAGCUCCACCACGCCUGCAAACUGUUCGACGGAAUGCCCAAACCAACCAUAAUCGCCUACAAAGCCAUUAUCAGAAUGUACACCGAAACCGCCCGCCCCCGCCGCGCCCUCCAAGUGUUUGUCGAAAUGCACCACUCGGGCCGCUACCGGGCCGACGAGUACACGUACCCGUUUGUGAUUCGGGCUUGUAAGGAUUUAGUGUUGCUCGAGUUAGGAACGGUGGUUCACGGGCUGACUGUUAAGACCGGGUUCGUGUUGAACAGUUUUGUGGGGAACUCUUUGCUUGCAAUGUACAUGAAUUGUGGGGAUAGAGAUGGAGCUAGAGCUGUGUUUGAUUCAAUGGAGGAAGAGAGAACCGUGGUUUCUUGGAACACGAUGAUUAGUGGGAGCUUUCGGAAUGGCAGAGCCAAGGAAGCUCUGAUGCUGUUCCAGAGAAUGGUUGAUGGCGACGUGGAGGUUGAUUCUGCUACGGUUCUCUCGGUUUUGCCCGCUUGUGGCUCGCUCAAGGACUUGGAGCAGGGGAGGGAGGUUCAUCGACUCAUAAUAGAUAGUGGCAUUGGUGAAAGAUUGGCUGUUCAGAAUGCUUUACUUGAUAUGUAUGUCAAGUGUGGGAGCAUGGAUGAAGCUCGUCGUGCCUUUGAUUUGAUGGUGGAGAAGGACGUUGUGACGUGGACUAGUGUCAUCAACGGCUAUGCAUUGCACGCGGAUGUGGAUCGUGCCUUGGAAAUGUGCAGAUUGAUGCAGUGUGAAGGUGUGAGCCCUAAUGAGGUCACACUGGCUUCACUUCUGGCUAUGUGUGCCGGCUUGCCCGAUUUGAAGCUCGGGAAGUGCUUGCACGGGUGGGCGAUUCGCCACUGUGUUGAUUGUGACGUGAAUGUGGAGACUGCAUUGAUCGAUCUCUAUGCUAAAUGCAACUCUUUUGGAUUGAGUUUAAGGGUUUUCUCUAGGACUUGUCAGAGAAUGACUGUGCCGUGGAAUGCGAUUCUCUCCGGUUGCAUUCACAACAAGAUGGGUGGAGAAGCUAUCAGCCUCUUUAAGCGGAUGAUGCAGGACGGGGUGAAGCUCAACGAUGCAACGUGGAAGAGCCUCCUCCCUGCAUAUGCAGUGGAGGCAGAUCUCCGGCAGGCGAGCAACAUACACGGCUACCUGAUGAAGUCGGGGUUUCUGGGAAACCCCGACAUUGUCACCGGGUUGAUCGACAUUUACUCGAAAUGUGGGAGCUUAGGGCAUGCUCAUGAGCUCUUUGAUGGUCUCAGGAACAGAGACAUUGUGUUGUGGAGCGCGAUGAUCGGUGGCUACGGGAAGCACGGGGACGGGAAGAUGGCCCUUUCGAUGUUCAAUGAGAUGGUGCAGUCUGGGAUCAGACCUAACGAAGUAACCUUCACUUGUGUGCUGCACGCUUGCGGCCAUGCCGGGCUGGUUGAUGAAGGAUUGAAUCUGUUUAACUUUAUGCAGCAGAAUCAUCAAGAAAGUGUGAGGACGGAUCACUAUACCUGCAUUGUCGAUCUCCUCGGCCGCGCUGCUCGGCUCGAGGAAGCGUAUCGGUUGAUCAAUGCUGCACCGUGUGAGGCGAGCCAUGCCGUUUGGGGGGCGCUGCUUGGCGCCUGCGCGACACACGGGGACGUGCGGCUCGGAGAGAUCGCGGCCAAGAGGCUGUUCGAGUUGGAAGCGGACAACACUGGGAAUUAUGUGUUGUUGGGGAAUAUUUACUCUGCAGUUGGGAGGUUUGAUGAUGCUGAGAGAGUGAGACAGAUGAUGGAUAGUAUUGGAUUGGUAAAAGCUCCUGCUAAUAGUAGUCUCAUCUAAUUAGGUCUCUGUAAUCUCAAUUCAUCAUAUAGUCUAAUCAAUCUAUAUCUGGAUCCAAACUUAUAUUGCUUGGUAUAUUAACAUCAUGGGUUAUUAGCUUGUAAAUACACAAACUUUGUUCAUUUUCUGAAAUUUGACAUUAUUUUUUAUUUUUUGCCCAUAAA